This is a messenger RNA of Glycine soja, 1756 nucleotides long. Its product is annotated as F-box protein CPR1-like. Gene Ontology annotation, molecular function: protein binding. Lineage: Eukaryota; Viridiplantae; Streptophyta; Magnoliopsida; Fabales; Fabaceae. Bases 194 to 1411 code for a protein of 405 amino acids. The transcript has a single exon. The record is from RefSeq and is a predicted model, not a curated record.
AUAGUCAAAUUUGACCCGCAAAUUGUUUAGAGAUGAAGACAAGAAAAACCAAUGAGUGUGUAUCAUUUUGUUUUAGUCAUUGUCUUAGUAUAUUUAACAUUUUCUGAAUCCGAACUGAGGAGUAGCAAAACUGAUAUAGUUCAGACUUCAGACUUCCCAUUCCAAUUUCCAAGUUUUUCAAAGAAGGUGAGUGAUGAGCAUGGAGCAUUUGCCAGGAGAAUUGGUGUCCAACGUGCUCUCAAGGUUACCAUCGAAGGUGUUGCUUCUAUGCAAGUGCGUGUGCAAGUCCUGGUUCGAUCUCAUAACCGAUCCUCAUUUUGUUUCCAAUUACUAUGUUGUCUACAACAGUCUUCAAAGCCAAGAGGAGCAUCUCUUGGUAAUUCGAAGACCCUUUUUUUCUGGCCUCAAAACUUACAUUUCUGUUCUUUCUUGGAACACCAAUGACCCCAAAAAGCAUGUUUCUUCUGAUGUUCUAAACCCUCCCUAUGAAUACAACUCUGACCACAAAUACUGGACCGAAAUCUUGGGUCCUUGCAAUGGCAUAUACUUUUUAGAAGGCAAUCCUAAUGUCUUGAUGAACCCUUCAUUGGGUGAGUUCAAGGCUUUGCCUAAAUCCCAUUUCACUAGCCCACAUGGGACUUACACUUUCACUGAUUAUGCUGGCUUUGGCUUUGACCCCAAAACCAAUGACUACAAAGUUGUGGUGCUCAAAGACCUUUGGUUGAAGGAAACAGAUGAAAGAGAAAUUGGGUAUUGGAGUGCUGAGUUGUAUAGCCUCAAUUCAAACUCUUGGAGAAAACUUGAUCCCUCUCUUCUCCCUCUUCCAAUUGAAAUCUGGGGGUCUUCUCGGGUUUUCACUUAUGCCAACAAUUGCUGCCACUGGUGGGGCUUUGUGGAAGAUUCUGGUGCAACACAAGAUAUUGUUCUUGCAUUUGACAUGGUCAAAGAAUCGUUUAGGAAGAUAAGGGUACCAAAAGUUCGUGAUUCUUCUGAUGAAAAGUUUGCAACUUUGGUACCCUUUGAAGAAUCUGCUUCAAUUGGGGUCCUUGUUUACCCUGUGAGGGGAGCAGAGAAAAGCUUUGAUGUGUGGGUGAUGAAGGAUUAUUGGGACGAAGGGUCUUGGGUGAAGCAAUAUAGUGUUGGACCAGUGCAAGUGAAUCACAGGAUCGUGGGGUUUUAUGGGACUAAUCGGUUUCUUUGGAAAGACAGCAACGAAAGAUUGGUGCUUUAUGAUUCGGAGAAAACAAGGGAUCUUCAGGUUUAUGGGAAGUUUGAUUCUAUAAGGGCCGCUAGGUACACAGAAAGUCUUGUUUCACUUCAUAGAGGAAAUGAGUUUAGUCAUAAGUGUUUUUCGUGUAGUUUGGUUCCAGACCCUCUGCUACAUGAUAGUGAGUAUCUUUUUUCAUUUUAAUUCCUGUAUCUCUGCUGAAACUUGAUUUUAGUCUUUAAACUUUAAUUUUGAUUAAUUUGAUUCUUAAAUUAAAAAAAAAAAUAGUUUUUGUCCUUCCUUAAGGUGAAAAUGGUCUCUGUGAAGGACCAAAACUACUACUUUUUUUUUUAGUUUAAGAACCAAAUUAAUCAAAAUUAAGUAUAGAGAGUCUUAAAUUAAGCUGGUUUUAGUCUGAGACUAUGCUUUUGGUCUGCUUUGUAGCUUGUAGAUCAGCCUUGCUAGUUAGUUGUCACAGAUUGCUGUAAUUGGCUGGUUACAUAAUUCGAUAAAUGUCAUUUUUGUUUGUUUUGAACGUUAUACUUUGGA